Messenger RNA from Centropristis striata (black sea bass), 1788 nucleotides. It is a transcript of the gene sco2, whose product is annotated as protein SCO2 homolog, mitochondrial. Gene Ontology annotation, biological process: intracellular copper ion homeostasis; mitochondrial respiratory chain complex IV assembly. The record is from RefSeq and is a predicted model, not a curated record. Bases 111 to 905 code for a protein of 264 amino acids. NCBI's taxonomy places the organism in Eukaryota, Metazoa, Chordata, Actinopteri, Perciformes, Serranidae. The transcript has 2 exons. Gene Ontology annotation, molecular function: copper ion binding; copper chaperone activity. Gene Ontology annotation, cellular component: mitochondrial inner membrane.
AAUAUAAUUGUUCCGUAUUAAACCGGUUGAAUCUGCUGAUGUGAACACGUGCUGAUCAGGUGAACCACUUCCGGCUCCGUGACGCGGAUGUUUGUCCUCACACUCUCAAGAUGUUCGGGCUCAGGUGCAGAGCUCUUCCCUGGGCCUCCUGGCGGAGCUCCUCCUGUCUGAGGGCCUCCUGGCGAAGCUCGUCCGUCAGACCUCCUCCCCCCCCUCAGCUGACCCGGAGACGGUUCCUGUCUCGGGGUCCGGCGGACUCGUCGUCCCCCGGCGUGUCGCUGAGGACCCGUGUGGCGGUGGCGGUGGUGGUGGGCGGCGGGCUGCUGGGGGCGUGGUGGUGGGUGAACCAGGAGAGGGAGCAGCGAGUGCGGCAGCAGCGGGUGGAGCAGCUGCGGCGGGUGGCGCUGGGCCAGGGCGCCUUCAGCCUGCUGGACCACACGGGGCGCCGCCGCACCAAGCAGGACUUCCUGGGCCGCUGGGUGCUGCUGUACUUCGGCUUCACCCACUGUCCCGACAUCUGUCCCGACGAGCUGGACAAGCUGAGCGCCGUGGUCUCCGCCCUGGACCGGGACGCCUCGCUGCCCCCCGUCCAGCCCGUCUUCGUCACCGUGGACCCGGAGCGGGACGACGUGGCGGCGCUGGCCCGCUACGUCCAGGACUUCCACCCGCGGCUGCUCGGGCUGACGGGCACGCCGGAGGAGGUGCAGCAGGCGGGGCGGGACUACCGGGUCUACGCCAGCGCCGGGCCCAAGGACGAGGACGGGGACUACAUCGUGGACCACACGAUCCUCAUCUACCUGGUCAGCCCCGACGGACUCUUCCUGGACUACUACAACCGCAUGAAGACCCAGGACCAGAUCACAGACAGCGUCCGAAACCACAUCCAGAACUACGUCAAACUCUGAACCGGGUCCAGAGAAGUACGUCAGACUCUGAACCAGGUCCAGAGAAGUACGUCAGACUCUGAACCGGGUCCAGAGAAGUACGUCAAACUCUGAACCGGGUCCAGAGAAGUACGUCAGACUGUUUUUUGCCAUUAAAUAAUAUAAAAUAAAUGUGCUGAACAAACAAAAAGUGAAUGUUCUUUUGUUUUUAAAGCAGUAAAUCAAACAGAAAUCUGUUAAUUAAAAGGACACAAAAAACAAAAAUAUAUUAUGUAAAACUUGAUAUUUAUUUGGUUUUUGGUAGUUAGUAAAGACUUGAUCAUAAUUGAGGUUAAAACAGACAGACAGGUCACAGACUCGGAGCUCACGGUGUCUCAGCUGGACGACGUCAUUGUUUUGAAUCUGUCUGUUGCUCUCAGAGUGCUGAGCAGAGUCAGUCCCAUCGAGUCCACGCUGUCCUCCAGACCUGCUGCCGAGUCCACCUCCACCGUCCCGUCGUUGGCCUGGCAACCAGAGACACGUUUCACCAGACUGAAGACUAGAGACUAGAGACUAGAGAGAGACUAGAGACCAAGGACUGAAGAUUUGAGACUAGAGACUAAAGAUGAAGGACUGAAGACUAGAGACUAGAGAGAGACUAGAGACCAAGGACUGAACAUUUGAGACUAGAGACUAAAGAUGAAGGACUGAACAUUUCAGUUAAUUCCCAAACUUUUUUCACUGUUCUAAAAUAUAUAAUUUAAAUAAUAAAUUCCAUUUGUUUAACGGAAAAUCAUUUUUGUAAACAAAGGGAAAAAAUGUAAAAAUAAACAAUUUAUGAUAAGAUGAUCUGAAACUGACAGUAAACUCUGUCUGAUAAUGAAGGAAAAUGUUUUGUGUUGAAAUAAAGAGCAGAGAUCUGUGA